UUCUUGGGUUCGGCUGGUUUUGGCUUGACUUCUAUUGGUUUUGGUACAUCAUCACGAGGGCGUUUUGGAGACGACGAAGAUGGAGUUGAUACGGAUUGA
Messenger RNA from Anisakis simplex (herring worm), 99 nucleotides. Lineage: Eukaryota; Metazoa; Nematoda; Chromadorea; Rhabditida; Anisakidae. The record is from the annotation of a GenBank genome assembly.